This is a messenger RNA of Argentina anserina (silverweed cinquefoil), 1440 nucleotides long. RefSeq names its product aluminum-activated malate transporter 2-like. Lineage: Eukaryota; Viridiplantae; Streptophyta; Magnoliopsida; Rosales; Rosaceae. Gene Ontology annotation, biological process: malate transport. Gene Ontology annotation, cellular component: plant-type vacuole membrane. The record is from RefSeq and is a predicted model, not a curated record. Bases 1 to 1440 code for a protein of 479 amino acids. The transcript has 6 exons.
AUGACUUAUGCAGAUACUAAUGGUGUGGAGACCGCCGGCUGCAGUGGAGGGCCUUUCAGCCGCGUUCUGCAGUGGAUAAAGGCGGCGCCGGAAAAUUCGUGGGGUAAGGUAGUGGAGGUAGCGAGAAAGGCGAAGAAGCUCGGGAAGGAUGAUCCGAGAAGGAUCAUUCAUUCGGGCAAAGUAGGGUUGGCUUUGACCUUGGUUUGUCUGUUUUAUUACUUUCGACCGAUUGAUGGAUUCGGUGUCGAUGCAAUGUGGGCUAUCUUGACUGUGGCCCUUGUCUUUGAGUACACAGCUGGAGGAACCCUAGAAAGGGGUUUAAAUAGAAUGGUGGCAACAAUAAUAGCUGGUCCUCUAGCUGUUGGAGCUCAUCACAUAACAACUCUUUGGGGAGGAGAAAUCGCGGAGCCCAUAUUGGUUGGAUUUUUCGUCUUUGUUGUAGCUGCAAUUAUGACCUUCCUGAGAUUCUUCCCCUUGUUAAAGGCAAGGCAUGACUACUUCCUGGUGAUAUUCAUAUUGACCUACAGCUUGGUUUCGGUAUCUGGCUACCGCGACUACGAGAUACUAGAGAUGGCACACAUUAGGAUAUCAACGGUUUCCAUAGGAGGCUGUACUACUAUUAUAAUUUCUCUUUGCAUCUGCCCUGUGUGGAUUGGAGUCGAUCUCCACAAUUUGGUUGCGAGUAACAUUGACAAGCUUGGGGAUUCUAUGGAAGGAUUUGGAUCUGAAUAUUUUGACAUGCAAGAGAAUGGGUUGUUAUCAAGUGUUACCAAAUCUUUGCUUAAGCAAUAUAAAAGUGUUCUUACAUCAAAAGGCCCCGAAGACUUUAUGGCCAACUUGGCAUGGUGGGAACCAGGUCAUGGCAAGUUCAAGUUCCGCCACCCAUGGAAAAAGUAUUUGAAUGUUGGAGCCGCAAGUAGGCAAUGUGCCUAUAAAAUCGAGGCUCUUCAUACUUACCUGAACAAUGAAAUUCAGGCACCUGCCGAAAUCCGAAACAAAAUUCAAGAACAAGGCACCAAUAUUUGCAUCGAAACCGGGAAAGCUCUUAAGGAAUUAGCUGCAGCACUCAAGAAUAUGACUCUAUCAUCAUCAGCUGACCACCACAUUACAGUCUCAAAAGCAGCAGCUGAGAGUCUCAUGUCGUUGCUGAGAGGAGGCAUAUGGAAAGAUGCCAAGGUGAUGGAAACAGUAACAUCGGCUGCGGUGGCGUUGCUUCUUAUUGAAGUCGUAACUUGUGUUGAGAAGAUUGCUGAAGCACUUCACGAACUAGCAUCCGCUGCAAAUUUCAAGACUGAUAAAGGACAACUACUUCCAGAGCCAGUGGUUACUGCUGAAGAAUCACAUGGCGCUAUUGCAAUAUUUCAUGAUGCAACUGGUAGCUCCUCAGCUGAAAAUAGAAGUUCAGAUGGCACUACCAGUACUAAUAAUAACCAAUACUAA